AUUAAAUUGAAGAUACUCUUCUGAUAAUCUUGUGAAUUGCACAUUAUAUCGAGUAAAAGUUGAUUACGCUGUUUAAACUAUUAACUCCAUCGUGUAAAUUGGCUUGCCUCAAGGCAUUACACCUUCCAAAUGGUCUCUCAAGUUCAUCCCAAAUAUUUUAGUAAUCUCAUGUUGCAAAACAAUUCUAUGAAUUUCCAUUCACGCGGAAUUCAAAAUCCAACAAAGACCGUAGUAUUAGAUGCAUCCUACAUAAGAAAAUCUCGAUAUGCAAGAUCUGGAACAGGUAGAGUACCAUCUAUAAACCCAAUUUUGUGUAAUUUUGAGAACCAUUUGAACUGCACUUUGCCACAGCUGGUAAUUUUUUUCGCCCCAAAACUUUACUAGCAAUGGACUAAACCAAAAAUUCACUAAGAAUAUAGAUGUUGAUUCUCACUACCCAUCUUUGUAGCAACCCAUGAUUUGCCUUCCAGGACCCAUUAAACCUCAUUGUUGUGGUCUAGGUAUCCCGACCUUGAUUAUGCUCCCAAUUCGCAUUCCUUCAUUUAUGCUGGUAGGGUUUGCCUAGGAAGAUGGGCACGUUGAAGGUUUUGAGCGGCCGAAGAGGUGUGAUAAUACGAAUGCGGUGGAUGAGGAAGAGGAAUAUAAGACGAGUCAUGAGCGGGAGGGUCGUGAUAUGACGAAAACAUAUAAUGUGAGGGAUUUAGGUAUGAACAGUGGUGGAGGGAGCCCUUGAGGAAAGGGGUCCUAGGUAGAGCUGGCAAAUUACAACCCGACCAGUUGAUCCGACCCAAAACCGCCCGAAAACUUGAAAUUUUUGUAACCCAAAAUCCGAAUUACCCAAACUCGAUAACCCGUAAUUUUUUGGGUCGGGUUGGGUGGGUUAGGGGGUCGACCCGUUAGACCCAUUCCAUUUUAUAUAUCACUCCCAAAAUGAUAAAAUCACUCAUAAAUUGGUGAGAUUUAAAAAAAAAAUCAGAAGGAUUUAGAUGACAUGUUUGGAGUUUAAGGAUAAUCAAAUAUCAUGUGUUUCUUGUAGUAGUAUUACUCUUCUAAUUGUUUUUUGACGAUUUGCGCAAUUUGUAUUUCAUUUCAUUAGCAUAGGAGGAUUUGAGAAUAUGUUAAUUGACAUGUGUUAGGUAAACUAUUAUCAUGCAUAUGUGAAAAUUUGUGUUCUUUAAGAAAAUAUGAAACAUGUUUGAUAUUGUUUAUGAGAACGCUCAUAACCCGAAAUGACCUGUAACCCGACCCGAAACCAAAUGGAUAGGGUCAAUAUUUGACCCGAAAUCAGUCAACCAAACAUGACCCGACCCGUAACCAAAGUUCUCAACCCGAAAUUAUCCAACCCGAUCUGAUUGCCAGGUCUAGUCCUAGGACCCCACUUAGCAAAAAAUUGGGUAUCAAAACCCUUUAAAUAUAUGUGUUGUAGCAUGAUACUUGAAAUGUACGACCCCAUACUUUCGCCAAUACUACAUUGCGUAAGGACUCCAAUCAACUCGAAGUUGUUAAGAACCCCAAUUCAUUCAAAGUCUGACUACGCCACUGGGUAUGACAAUAAGGAUACAUGGAAUUGAGGCAUAUGGUUGGAGUAAUAAAGAGGUUGAUGAUGAUGUAUCUAAUCAUAUUGUCAUUUCCAUUGAGAGUAAGGCUUUUCCAUGAAGGUCUGUAAAUUAGUAUGGCAAGAUGCCGAAACAACGAGCUUUGAUACCGCUAAUGGAUACGGAGACCUCAACCUUCGGACUUUGAGAUAUCUCGCUCGAAAAUCUCGAGUUAAGGGAUCUCUUCAAUGUCGAGAAGGGGUUGUAGUUACGUUACAACUAAUCUUAGGGUUACUAAAUAUAGAUGAAAUUCUACUAGGUUUAUUCAUUUACCACAAACUAAUGACUCUAUACAUAUAGGAAACUCUUACUUUCCCUACAGGUUAUAAACAAAUGACUCUAACACUAUUGAUUAUGAAACUCGACAACAAAUAUAGUAAGGAAAUCCUAUAUACUAUUGACGUAUGAUGACUUGAUAUAUACACAUGUUUUUGUCCACCAUUCUUACACCGUUUGAGUCUUAUUUCUCGCGUUUUAGGCCGAUUUCCCGCUAGGUUGUUCUUGUUUGUGAUAUUUCAGGUCUUAGUACGUGAAUGAAGGUUUGGGAACGAGUUCCCGGUCUAUUGGACGAAGAUUGGACGUUUGGCGAGAAGCUAAGGAAGCCACACUGGCACGCCUAAAAUCCCAAACGGCCGUGUGACUUGGCCGUGCGGCACCAUUUUGCACGGGAAAGCCACACUGGCCGUGUAGGGGACCCCUUGUGGCCGUGUGGAAAGUCCAAGGAGCUCACACAGGCAGCCUGGAAAUCCACACGGCCGUGUGGUUUUGGCCGUGUAGCGUACCUAAAGCCACUUAAGUGAAACGCGACAUUUUGCACACUCACACUGGCAGCUGGGAAAGCCACACGGCCGUGUGACCUGGCCGUGUGGUCGGGAAUUUCUAGGUUUUAACCCAAUUUUGAGCCAAAGGAGAGGGAAUCGACUUUUUGGAGCAAAAAUAGAGUUUUAGAGAGAGAAAGUGCGAAGAACAAACCCUAGGAGCUAUUUGGAGUGGAUUUCUCACCAUUGAAGCCCAGAUUGCAUCCCCGGGAGUGAAGAUUGACAUCCCAGAGCAGAUUCUUCCCAUUGUUAUGAGUAUGACUGCUUUGUAUUCUGUUUCCCUCUCUCUCUCUCUCUCUCUAUGGAGUAGAACUUUCUCUCACUUGGGUAUGAAGAACCCUAGUUCCAUGUGUUAGUGAUCUUGAUUGUAAUGACUUGGGAUUGUUAUACUGUUUGAUUUUAAUCGAUUGAUGCAUGAUUUAUUGAGUCAAUUGAAGUCUGAUCAUCUUUUCUUGAUUUCUGCUGCAACCUGAGAUAGAUAGAAUCUGAUUAGGUUGUUAGAGCUUCAUCAAUCGGUAGUGGAAGAUUGGUUAUACGAGAGUCAAUCAAUCUACUGCUUUGUACUAGAACCCAAUUCCAGUAGUGGAGUUCUGUGCCUAUUGCCUCAGCAGUCUAUCCCGGUGAAGGUUAGUCGCUUGUCGGUUAGCCUGCCUGAGAGGGCUUGGUCAGCUUAAGAGAUUCCAAGCUACUGUCGGAUCUUUUGCAGUUUCAUCAAUAGUUAAUCAACCCAGGGAAAUUACAACUGAGACCUAACUAAGGAGCUAGGGGGACUCAUUCCCGAGUGACUCUUCCUUUGAUUUAGAAAACCGAACCAUUUCCUGAUUUCUUACUGCUUUUAGUUAAAAUCACAAUCACUCAACUUAGUUUGCUAGAUAACAGAUAUACACGGAGUAGGGAGUAGAUCUAGACCCCGGGUUGACAAUUAGAGCUUGCCUGUUACCGCAUUUCCGGACUGCUAUUACACUUGGUCGCAGUUUGGUGUUGUGUUUUAGCGUGUCAAGUUUUUGACGCCGUUGCCGGGGACCCUCUAGGUUAUUGGGGAAACGUGAAAGUUUGUUACUCUAGGUUUUUCUUUACUGCAUUUUCUCUCUUCCACCUGUGUGCCUUCACAGGUUGCUUUUGCUGAUUGUGUGCAGGUAGUGCAUGACCCACAACCAGUCGGGAGAUUUACUACCAUUAGAUCAAGAGUUUGAACGAAACUGUAGUAACUUCAAGCGGGCUCUAAAGGCGCGAGUGGCUGCGGAGGAGGCCUUAGCACAACUGCAAAUCACCGAGGAGGAAGAGAUGGGUGACCCACAGGACCAUGAUGUGGUCCUUCUUGAGGAGAAAACGAUGGGGUACUACUGGACCGCCAGAGCCGCAGACAUGAGGUCGCCCAGAGCCAACAACUUUGAGGUGAGCACCUCGGUCAUCACUAUGUUGCGCGGCUUGGUAGUAUUCCGUGGCAAAGAGGGGGAGUGCCCCCGAUCACAUCUGAGGCGAUUCCACGAGCUCAUUGAUGGAAUCAAGAUAAAUGAGGUCCCAGCCGAUGCCAUCCAGCUGAGGUACUUCCCAUUCACUUUGGAGGGGCAAGCCAAGGAGUGGCUGGAAACCAGCCCCCCUGGAUCGAUCACCACGUAAACCAACCUGGCGGACAAGUUCCUCACCCGCUAUCAUCCUCCGUAAAAAAUGGCGGACUUGCAGAAGCAGAUCUCCCACUUUGCCCAGGAUGAAGAUGAGACCAUCCGGGACGCGUGGGAGAGAUACACCAGUCUCUUCCUGAGGUGUUGAUGCUCCAAAAACACAACACCUAACAAAGGCCAAGUGUAACCAAUGAAAGGGACUGCAGUAUAGUGGCUCAAGUGAUAAAUAUCGAAUCCACGGUAACUCCAGCUCCAAUGGCUCUUCUGGUUGUGGGAGAAAUUCUUCUUGGUAAUGAGGUUGUUCUUGAUAUGCCCAGGGGUCCGGUUGUUCUCCGUAGUAAGGGGGUUGGUACUGGAACCCGAAUCCAUAGUCUUCUCCGCCUUGAUUGCUCCACGGAGUCUCGGGGUAAUACCACCCAGAUGGUGGUGGAUACCCCCAAUGAUUGGAGAAGCCAUUAGGAUCCAUGAUUCAGAUCUGCACCAACAAAAACAAAAACACCCAAGUGAAAAGCAAGGGUGGAAAAGAAAAGAAACGAAAAACGCUAAAGUAACAAACUUCUGCCUUUCCUAAUACUCUAGAAAGUCCCCGGCAACGGCGCCAAAAACUUGAUGCUCCAAAAACACAACACCUAACAAAGGCCAAGUGUAACCAAUGAAAGGGACUGCAGUAUAGUGGCUCAAGUGAUAAAUAUCGAAUCCACGGGUCUCUAGAGUUACUAUUACUCAGCUUCAGUUUAUUAUUUAGCAAAUCAGAUUAAGAUGAAAGAACUAAAACUACUCUAGCAAACUACAGUUAAAGUUAAUCUAAUUACAGGUUGGGAACUCACUUAGGUAUGAUUCCCCCUAGCCACUAGCCAGAUUAAUGAUUGAUGAUCUCUAACCUGUUUCACUUUCAUUCACAAUGCGGAGAAUCCUUGACUAGACCUUGAGUCUCGACUAAAGGAACAAGGCCCUCUUGAGUCAAUUGCCUAGAGGGACGUAUCCUUCUCUAGAACAACUGAUCAAGGCGUUCUGAACUAGACUCCCUCUAUCGAAAGGGGUUCUCAAUCGAUACAAAGCAGUGAAUCAACCCUCGACUAAAGCAAUCGAUCCACUACUAUCAAUCUAUGGUGCUCUAUUGACCUAAUCAGGUAUUCCCUCUCAUAGGAUCAAAGCAGAAUCAAUAAUCUCGACUAAAGCAGAAUUGAAUCAUGAAAACAUGCAUAGAUUGAAUAUGAACUCAAGAUUAUCAAGUCAGAGUACUCAUACAAUCAUCCAAUCAAACAAACAUAGCUAGGGUUCCUCAAAACCUAAGUGAAGGGAAGUUACUCCAUAGAGAAGAGAGAGACUGCAGUAAGAAUCUUCAGAUGAUCAGUCUUCAAGUCCGGGCUUGUUCCUCGAGCUUCCAAGGCGAAGAAAUCCUCCUUCUCUACUCCAAGAAUGCCCUCAAAUCGCCCUCUCUCUCUAAGGUUCGUCCCUUGGGUGUUUGGGAUCCAAAAACCCAGCUCUUCCUCUCCUUUGGUUCGGAAUUUGGCUUAAAACCAGGAAAUCCCGACUCGCACGGCCAGGGUGCACGGCCGUGCAUAUCACCAUUCUGGCCGUGCAACUCAAAACGCAGCGUGUCAUUUAGUCGAACUUCAGCCCUCUCGCACGGCCAGGGUGCACGGCCGUGCGAGCUUCAGGGGUUGCCCGUGCGUGUCCUCGUCAUAAGGCGCACGGCCAUAUUGCUCACGUGCACGGCCGUGCAGCCUCCCUGGUCUGCCCGUGCAGCUUGCUCAGCCUCUGUUUAAUGCUUCGUUUCUCCCUCGUCCGGACUCCGAAUCAGUCGCCGUUUGAUCCCAGACGCUCGUAGUCUCGUCCUCUUUCGUUUCAUAACAAGCUUGCACGCUUCUUUGUCCAUAAAGUGAGAUAGAAAUC
Linum trigynum is the source of this 5931-nucleotide messenger RNA. The record is from the annotation of a GenBank genome assembly. Lineage: Eukaryota; Viridiplantae; Streptophyta; Magnoliopsida; Malpighiales; Linaceae.